Molecule: messenger RNA, 2418 nt
Organism: Trichomycterus rosablanca
Lineage: Eukaryota; Metazoa; Chordata; Actinopteri; Siluriformes; Trichomycteridae
Exons: 8
Coding region: 1-1653 (550 amino acids)
Molecular function (GO): NADP binding; N,N-dimethylaniline monooxygenase activity; flavin adenine dinucleotide binding
Source: RefSeq, a predicted model, not a curated record
AUGGCUCAGCGUGUGGCUAUUAUCGGAGGGGGCAGUUCUGGACUGUCCUGCAUCAAGUGCUGCUUAGUUGAAGGUCUGGAACCAGUAUGCUUUGAGAGCAGUGAUGACAUUGGAGGACUCUGGAAAUUUAAGGAGACACUAGAGGCUGAGCAGUCCAGCAUGUACCGCUCACUGGUCGUGAACACGUCAAAAGAAAUGAUGUGCUACAGUGACUUUCCCAUGCCAGAACACUACCCAAACUACAUGCACCACUCCAAGUUGCUGCAGUAUUUAAGACUAUAUGCUGAACACUUUGAUCUACUCAAGUAUAUUCGCUUUCAGACCAAAGUGCUCAGUGUGACACAAAGGCAUGACUUCUCUUGCUCGGGUCAGUGGGACGUUGUAACUAAAAACAGAGAUGGACAUGAAGAAACUCUGGUGUUUGAUGCUGUUCUAGUGUGUUCGGGCCACUUCACACACCCUUUUACACCACUCUCAGCAUUUCCUGGAAUAGACACAUUUUCAGGGAAGUGCUACCACAGUUGGGAGUAUAAAGAUCCACAUCCGUUUGUUGGGAAGAAGGUGGUGGUUAUUGGGAUUGGAAACUCUGGAGGUGAUAUUGCUGUAGAGAUCAGUAGAGUUGCAGAGAAAACUUUCCUGAGCACACGUAAAGGAGCAUGGGUUGUAGGCCGUUUGGCCAAGAAUGGCCUACCUUUGGAUACAAUGAUGGUGACACGUUCGAAUGCCCUGCUGCUUCAGCUGUUUCCUCGAGCUCUUCUAAACUGGGCAGUAGAGAGAUCCUACAACCAGAAAUAUAACCACAGACUCUACAGCCUGCAGCCCAGACACAGGAUACUUGAUCAACGGCCCGUCAUUAAUGAUGACCUUCCAGGACGCAUUCUGCAGGGGGCACUGGAGGUGAAGCCAAACAUCAGAGAGUUUCAAGGCUCAACUGUUGUUUUUGAUAAUGACGCUGUAGAAAAGGGAAUUGAUGCAGUUGUCUUUUGUACUGGAUACAUGGCAACCUUUCCAUUCUUAUCAUCUUCCAUGAAUAAUGAGCUUCAUAAUGAACUGAGUCUUUUCAGGAGAGUUUUCCCUCCGUUCCUAGAACACCCUACAAUGGCCUUUAUAGGGCUGCUUAAUGCUUCAGGACCCAUAAUGCCUCUGGUGGAAAUGCAAGCAAGAUGGGCCUGCCGAGUCUUUGCAGGUUUGAAUCAUCUUCCCCCUGCAGCAAAAAUGCUCAAAAUCACUGAGAAAGACUGGAAGGCAAACAAACAAAGAUACUCUUGUCCAAAGAAAGCUGCACUUGAGGUGGAUUACAUCCCCUACAUGGAUUCCAUUGCGCAGGAAAUAGGUGUACACCCGAGCCUCUCGUGGUUGCUCCUGACUGACCCUGUUUUGGGCUUAAAUGUUUUCUUUGGUCCAUGCACACCAUACCAGUUUCGGCUGUGUGGGCCAGGCCAGUGGAGUGGAGCGCGCCAGGCCAUCCUUACCCAGUGGAAGCGUGUGACCAAGCCACUAAUGACGCGUCCUAUUCCAGGGCCUGAAUCUUCUGGCCUAACUUACUGGCUUAGUUUGACAGGAGGGGUUAUUCUGCUUGUUGCUGUCAUUGCACUGCACAGAAGAAAAGAAAUCUUUAUUAACAAUCAAAUUUCAAGGCUGACAUUUGUGUGACAGUAUGCUGAAUGUGAUUGUCAACAUAUUAUUGUAUUGUAUAUUGUUUUUAGUACAGUUACCUACAGUUACUUAAAUAGAUUGUCCUAAAUAGAUUUUGAGGGUUGCUCAGGUGGCGCAGCAAUCUAAUGCACUAGCCCACCACGGGAUGGUCACUUAGUACCAUCACCAAAUGAUGAAAGCCUUGGUCUCGCCAGUAGUCACAUACUGUAUGGAUGUGAAACCUGGACAUUGAACAGGUGGAAGAAAGACACAGUCAGCCGCUCAGGUGGCGCAGCGGUAAAGUACGCUAGUGCACCAGAGUUGGGUUUCUAAAUACAUCGUAUCGAAACUCAGCUCUGCCUUUCCGACUGGGUUGGGCGGCAGUAUGAACAACGUUUGGCUGUUGUUCAGGGUUAGGGGUAGAGUCGGAGCAUAGGUCCUCAUAACUGGUGCGACUGCGGCCCCUGCUGCUUGACUGACGGCGCCUGCACAGGGCUGAGGAAUAACAUUGAGGGGGGUGUGACCCUCCGUGCGCAGUGUCUCUCGGUGUAUGAACUCGGCUCGUGCAGGUGAAAAAUGCAGGCUGUACUGAUUGCAUGCCGGAGGGGGCGCAAGUCAGUUGAGUGGCGUCCUCAGUCAGCGGCAAAAGGGUUGAAUCAGUAUAGAGGACACAAUCAGGGUAAUUGGACAUGACUAGAAUAGGGAUAAAAAUUGGGGGGGAAAAGUGGGAAAAAAUAGAUAAUAAAAAAAAAAAAAAAGAAAGACAUGACAUAAGAUAUAAAU